CAUGUUAGCGAAUCCAAUUGACUGCUGACAAUGGAAAGCGUCAACAUCGGGUCGACGGCGGUCUCCGCGACACACCAAGGCAAGAGCAUGACGCCGGAGCAAUUCCGGUUUGCUUGUCGUAAUGGCAGCUUUCAGUCCAAUUCGGCAGGUUUUUGUCCAGGAUUUGCUCAAGCCAACUUGGUCAUCUUGCCAAAGGAGCUCGCGUUUGACUUCUUGCUGUUCUGUCAGCGCAAUCCGAAGCCUUGUCCUCUUUUGGAAGUUUCUGACCCCGGUUGCAUGGAUCUCCGUCGGUUUGCCCCGAAUUCAGAUAUCCGCACCGAUCUACCCAAGUACUGCGUGUACAAGCAUGGAGUCAUGACGGAUGAAGUUGUCGAUAUCAAGGACUACUGGCGCGACGACUUGGUGACAUUCUUGCUCGGUUGCUCGUUCAGCUUCGAGGAUGCUCUUCAAAAUGCCGGGCUGAGGAUCCGCCAUCUAGACGAAGGGAAGAACGUGCCCAUGUACCAAACCAACAUACCCUGCGACGCGGCGGGGGUGUUUUCAGGGAACAUGGUGGUCAGCAUGCGCCCAUUCUCCCCGGCGGAUGCCAUUUUGGCCAGCGUCAUCACUUCACGCUACCCCAACGUUCACGGAAGUCCUGUCCACAUCGGCGACCCCGACGCAAUUGGCAUCGCCGACAUCUCAAAGCCGAAUUAUGGCGAUGCUGUUACCAUUCGUCCUGGAGAAAUUCCUGUGUUUUGGGCGUGCGGUGUGACCCCUCAGAACGUCUUGCUUGCUAGCAAACCGGCGUUUGCCAUCACGCACGCUCCUGGCCACAUGUUCAUCACAGAUCGACGAAACGACACUCUUUAACACCUCGAGUGGGAUCUUAUGCUAUCUCGUUUGUGUCUGGAACUCCAAAUACUGCGAUAUAGUUGUGUGGUCGUGCCGCUUGGCGGCGCGGAGGGCGGCAUCAGCAUGUGUUCGGACUUCUUGGCCUCGAUGAACCCACAGAAACAUAACCAUGUCCAAGUGUCCGUUCUGUGCGGCCCAAAUCAACGCGUCCGCCGUGCAACCUUCUCGUCGCCGUACGUGGAGAAACUCGACGACGUCCAUGUGUCCGUUCGCGGCCGCCAGGUCCAUCGCCGCACUCGUGCAUCCUUCGCUGCGAUUCUCGUGCAAAAACUCGACUAUGUCGAGGUAGCCAUGCUGGGCCGCCGCGUCCAUCGCGUCUGUUGUCGCGCCUUCGUGACGAUGGUCGUGCAGAAAGUAGACUAAAUCCAAGUUGCCUGCUUCGGCGGCCCAGUUGAGCGCGUCGGCGGAGCAUCCUUCUGCACGGUGGAAGUGCAGAAACUGGACCACGUCCAAGUGUCCGUUUUGCGUCGCAAAGUCCAUCGCGUCGAUCGUGCCGCCCUCGGUGCGGUGGAAGUGCAGAAAUGCAACGAUCGCCAGGUGACCGUUUUCCGCCGCCCCGUCCAUGGCAACAUGCGUACAUCCAACGGACGAGUGGUCAUGGAGGAACCGCACAAGAUCCAAAUGCCCUCGAGUCGCGGCACUGUCCAUUGCGUUGGUGCUGCAUGAAUAUUGAUGCUGCAGCAAGUACUCCACAACUGCAAGAUGGCCAUGUGCGGCAGCAGCGUCGACUGCCGUGGUAUCGGAGCCACGCAACGCGGGAUGGCGAGUGUGGGACUGGAGCUGGUGCAGGAACUGUACAAUAUCUAAGUGGCCGAAUCGAGCAGCACAUGUCAGAGCUUGCGGGGAUAUCGUGUGCUCCUGGCAACGGGCACAGCGCUUGACGACGUGGACAUCGCCUUCGAAGAUUGCAACAUGCAGGACAAAGCGGGGAUCCGAUACCUCCGGGAGGUACAAGUCUUGAGCGACGUGCAUCUGGCUGUCAAAGAAUCGCUGAUACCGCAACGGGGCACCGACGUUGUAUCGAAAGUUGGCGUGGGUCUGGAUGAACGCCCUCCAUUCUGCAAAUCGCGGGUGGAGGUCGGCAAAUAGACCGGGCUGGAAGUGCUGGAUUGUUGUCAAGAGCGAUGGAUUGAACAACACAGACAUAAAUGUCACUGCAUGGUCCCGUCGAAGCAGACUUCGCCGCGUGAUACGUCGCUUUCGAUCGUGCUGAGGAGAUGGAGGCCUCGGUCGCGGUGCCAACGCAGGUGGUGAGAUUGUCACGUCAUGUCGACGUGGUUCUGGUUGAAUCUGCGUCGGUUUGGUAAAUAGACCACACAACGGUUUGCACGUGAAGUACCGCACGCCGUUGACAGCUCCGUCCGACUUGCCUUCUUCAGGAGUGUCCAACUCAACGCCAACCCAGACACCCUUGGCAAACUCUGUGGGGCCGAGGAAGCGAAGCAUGCCCUGCCGUCCACCAGAGACAAUCACACGGCUUCCAAUCGUUGCAAGACACUCCCAUGGUGCGCGGCGAUGCUUCUCGGGGGUCGCCCAAACUUCGUCCGCGCAGGAACGCGCCAUCGCAAUCGGCCAAUUGGACUCGGACGCGGCUCGUUUCCCCCCAACACCAAAUGAGGUAGACAACUGUACUGGACUAAGGGCAAUUGCCGUAUCUCACCUAGGUCCCAGUGAAGCAGGCUCUCGCGGACUCCAACACAGCUACCAGCUCUCGUCUAGCAGAGGGGAUGGCGCCUUCUCCGCAUCCGCCGCACUCUACUAGCACAGAGUGCGUGGCUCCUGCCGCCAGUGGCUUCGUCCUUGACCGCCUUUCGUGGCUCAGUUUCUAC
Molecule: messenger RNA, 2723 nt
Organism: Aphanomyces invadans
Lineage: Eukaryota; Oomycota; Saprolegniomycetes; Saprolegniales; Verrucalvaceae
Exons: 9
Coding region: 31-852 (273 amino acids)
Source: RefSeq, a predicted model, not a curated record